AAAAAUGAUUUUUCAUUAAAAUUAAAAACAAUUACUUUAUCCUCCUCCAAACUCCAAAGUGAGUAACCAUAUAUAGCCACCCUCUCUCCUCCGAUCACUCUCCACUCCAGUGUGGAAAAUCAAAACAAGGUGCCAUCUUUGUUUGUUAUACAUGACCAUGGCCAUGCCCCUGUUUCUGAUGUUCCUUCUUCUGCACAUAGCUUGGGUGGCAUCGUCGGAUCUCCGACCUGGGUUUUACUCAAAAACAUGUCCAAAAGCGGAACUCAUAGUCCGAGAUGUGAUGAAGAAGGCCCUUAUGAGGGAACCCAGAAGUGUUGCCUCUGUUAUGCGCUUCCAGUUCCAUGAUUGCUUUGUCAACGGGUGUGAUGGUUCUAUGUUGCUUGAUGAUACACCAACGAUGCUGGGGGAGAAAUUGGCCCUCUCAAAUAUAAAUUCGCUGAGAUCGUAUGAAGUUGUCGAUCAAGUGAAGGAAGCGCUCGAGAAGGACUGCCCCGGAGUGGUUUCCUGUGCUGACAUCAUAAUUAUGGCAUCUAGAGAUGCUGUCUCUCUGACAGGUGGACCUGAGUGGGAGGUGAGGUUGGGAAGAUUGGACAGCUUGAGUGCUAAUCAAGAAGACUCAAACAACAUCAUGCCAAGCCCAAGAGCCAACGCAAGCUCUCUUAUUGAUCUCUUCCAGAAAUAUAACCUUACUGUGAAAGACCUAGUAGCACUCUCAGGAUCUCACUCUAUUGGCCAAGGUCGUUGUUUCUCCGUCAUGUUUAGGCUAUACAAUCAAUCUGGAACUGGAAGGCCUGACCCUGCCAUUGACCCUAGCUAUAGACAAUACCUUAACAGGCUAUGUCCACUGGAUGUUGACCAAAAUGUCACAGGGAACCUUGAUUCCACGCCUCUCGUCUUUGAUAACCAAUAUUUCAAGGACUUGGCUGCUAGGAGGGGCUUUCUCAAUUCUGAUCAAACACUCUUCACAUUCCCCCACACAAGGGAGUUUGUGAGGUUAUUUAGUAGACGCAAAACUGAGUUUUUCAAGGCAUUUGUGGAAGGAAUGUUGAAAAUGGGUGACUUGCAGUCUGGUCGACCUGGGGAAGUUAGGACUAACUGCAGGCUCGUCAAUGCUCGCCCGAUUAAUUUGCUGCUUCAGUCUCCACACAACAUGGAGAGUAACGAUAAAUAAAUAAAAAAUAAAUGCGUGUCUCUUCAUAUUAUAUGUUAUCCAAAUAUGAAACGAAAUAUUUUCACUUCCAAAUUCAAAUGUUUAAGAGUGUUAUCAAAAGAAUCGUAUUUGAAAAAUUAAAUGCAGCCUAUUUCACUUCUAAA
Messenger RNA from Glycine soja, 1314 nucleotides. RefSeq names its product peroxidase 17-like. NCBI's taxonomy places the organism in Eukaryota, Viridiplantae, Streptophyta, Magnoliopsida, Fabales, Fabaceae. Gene Ontology annotation, biological process: hydrogen peroxide catabolic process; response to oxidative stress. The record is from RefSeq and is a predicted model, not a curated record. The coding region runs from base 152 to 1171 and encodes 339 amino acids. The transcript is spliced from 3 exons. Gene Ontology annotation, molecular function: heme binding; peroxidase activity.